CGGAUAGACUCUGUGAAGCCUAGGCGUUUAAUUGCUGCAAAAAAAGGACUUAGCUCAUCAUGGGUUCGCAGUACUCGAACCAGACGUAUGAAGGAAGUGAUAUCACGGCUGUCUCCGUUUGUCUAUGGAAGUGUGACCAACACUUGACCUGACGACCUCCAUCGACCGGCCACAGCAGGCGAUGCAGUCGGAAAACUAUCGUCCAUUACUGGCGGUAGCAUGUAGAUUCGUACCUUAUGACCAAUGGUUCAUAACGCACUUGGACGAUAACCAGAAGGUCAAGCAGGUCAAGCAUUGGAUACUUUCAAAAUGUAAUAUCAUCCAAACACCGCAUCUCCCCGCUCAGCGCCCCGUUUCUCCUAUCACAUUUGCUUCCAGCAUCAGGACUCGUACGUCAGUUGAUAGUACGGACGACGGGUAUAAUGAGGAUGACGAGUAUGAGGAGGACUCGGAUGACCCGGACGUUUCAUAUCGCCACCCAGAGCUUAGGCGUCAAACUAUUUAUUCUCGUCGACCUGGAAAGCUAUUCGGUAUCCCUGUUCCUUCAUCACAGACCAUUCAGCCUGGCAGUAGCCCAAUCGUCGACCAGUAUACACUAAUUUCCUUUUCCACUGGAACAAUUCUCGAGGAUGACUAUGCACUAUCUUGGUACAACCUUCGACCUGGCGAACUUUUGGAGAUGCACCGCUCAGGAAAGGUAGUUCAAUUACCAAGAGAAGUCAUGACAGAGUAUGUCCAACCCUACUUCGAGUGUAAAGUCAGGGCUCUUCGCGCAGUAUGGAGCCCGAAGGCAGGCCGAUUCGAAUCCCCUGUAGCCAAACGGAACAGCUUAAGCGCAAAAAGCAAAGACAAGAUGUCUAUCCCCACUCCCUUGCAACCCGAAAAGAAGAGAAAGAAGGCUAAAGUCGAAUGGAAAGAUCGAUGGAUAGUUAUAAAUCAGGGGACGCUGUCACUCUGCAAGGAUUCAUCCGUUGGCACCCCUUUGCAUCAUUUUCCGCUAUCAGCAUUACGCGCGCUUCGUGGCGCAGAGUCUCUUGCAAGCGCUUGUUCCAUCAUCGCAGAGCAACGCGUCGUUUGUCUCAAGUUUCGCAGCAAGGAGCCCGUCUCCGCCUCUUCACCGCCCAUGUCUCUCCCCUCAUCUCCGAUUGCCGAAGACUGGAAGACUGACGUGCAAAUUGAAGCAAGAGACAUCGCCCCUCUACCGGAGAAGACCACUUUAACCCCAAAAGAACCUCCAGACAUUCGAGAUCACCAUAGGAAUUCCCCAUCUUCCGACUAUAGUCCGGAAGAUAUUUGCCGCGGGGAAGGCGAAUGGCUCGUCCUCGAUUUGCUUGAUGAUCAUGCUUUCUCAAACAUUCUCCGCAUCCUCCACCGCUACACUUCUCAUCCAAUAUCAUCUUCAUUUCUCCCCACUUCCUCAAUCAUCACAGUCGCGAACUAUUGGAACAACGUCCCUUCUCCCGCUCUCACGCCUUUUAUCUAUUCCUCCCCAUAUGACUCUCUUCCAUACCCAGAAUGGCGCACCAAGACCGUUGCGACCGCCCGUAAGGCUGGCAUGGGAGAUGUUGGAAAACCCCUUGCACUCGUGCUAUGGUCCGAAAGUACCCGCAGAGACCCCUCGUUGCACGAUAUCCACAAUCAGCGAUUCGUCUUCUCGCAAGGCAUAAGCUCCAAAUCUUACACGAGUUCUUAUGCACCAUAUUCAAGUUCAGUGGCGGGCGAAACCGAUGGAGAGAGUGAGAUGGAAUGGGAGGGGUGGAUGAGGGAUCUGGAGAGGCAAGGAAGGGUGAAGCAAUAUCAUCCUCAGACAACCAUGCAUUCUCCCAGCAACUCCGAGCACCAACCGCCUAGCCCUCUACCGCUAUCCUCACCACCACUUUCAGACGCAUCUUCUCAGGGCUCCCCGAGGGGCCACUCACCCCCGCACUCACCCUCCGCAUACCCCACAAUCAAUAACGUUAUCCAGAACGGGGACCCUUUUUCCCGUCCUUCUCUCGAAUCACGUGUGCCUGGGAGGAUUAAGACUACGACGGUUAGCACCGUGAGCGUGGGCACCGUGCCCUCGCCUCCGCGGAGACGGUCUUCGACACUCACUCCAGGAGGCCUGUCCAGGCUGAUGAGAGACAAGGAAAGGGGAGAUCCCGCUCGCUCAUGGACUGCUGUCAAUGGCUCGCGCCUGAACACGAACGCAGGAGCGUCAUCGUCGUCAUUGCGAGGCACCCAUAUCCGACACGCGCAUUCAGGAUCCAACCUUCGUUUGACCCCUACAGAGCACAUUGCUUCUCAACCACAUCGCGCCCAGGAUGCGGAAGGUUCGAACGGUGGGAAGAGAAGGGUUGGCAUUGUCAGGAGUAUGUCGAAAACAGCGGAAAAACUUGUCAGGGGGCUGGACGCUGCGAUAGACUUUGUUGAUAACCAUCCUUAGUAUCGGGUGUCUGUUUGUCUUCUCUCUCUUUUAUUUUUCUUUAUAGGUUAUUGAUCCUAGUAUUUAAACUUACCUUCUGUACUGUAUAUUAGUAUGUAUUCGCUCGUGCUGCAAUUAUCAUAUUGGUCUUUGCUGCCCACCGGCACAACCGAUGUUAGAUUAUACUGGGGUUCGGCGUUGCCGACG
This is a messenger RNA of Suillus paluster, 2611 nucleotides long. RefSeq lists its product as uncharacterized. The record is from RefSeq and is a predicted model, not a curated record. The transcript has 4 exons. The coding region runs from base 182 to 2425 and encodes 747 amino acids. Lineage: Eukaryota; Fungi; Basidiomycota; Agaricomycetes; Boletales; Suillaceae.